Messenger RNA from Trypanosoma theileri, 963 nucleotides. Its product is annotated as putative endonuclease V. The record is from RefSeq and is a predicted model, not a curated record. Gene Ontology annotation, biological process: DNA repair. Bases 1 to 963 code for a protein of 320 amino acids. Gene Ontology annotation, molecular function: single-stranded RNA binding; RNA endonuclease activity producing 5'-phosphomonoesters, hydrolytic mechanism. Lineage: Eukaryota; Euglenozoa; Kinetoplastea; Trypanosomatida; Trypanosomatidae. The transcript has a single exon. Gene Ontology annotation, cellular component: nucleolus; cytoplasm.
AUGUGUAAUGCAGUGUGUGAUACUAAGAAAAGGGGAGCGUGGACUGUUAUUCAACAGGAACUCGCAGAACGUGUUUGUGUUCCACGAACUGAGGGAACGGUUGAAUUGUAUUCAAAUGAAGAAGAAGAUGAUGAUGAAAAAAAAUAUAAUUCGUUCGUUACCUUUAUGUUUCCACAUAAUCUUUUAAAGGAAUAUUCUUCUACGGUCCUUGGACCUCAGCUAUAUCGGGGUUUCAGUCGUUGCUCGAGUUUAUCUCCCUGUUUCUCUAUUUUACCAGUUCUUCGGUACGUUGGUGGGGUGGAUGUCUCGUUUGUGAAGGGAAGUAGUCUUGCUGUGGCCUCUCUUGUUAUUUUGGAGUAUCCUUCUAUGCAGAGGCUUCGUGUUUUCCUGCACCAUUGCGAAGUAACGGAACCCUAUAUUCCAGGAUUUCUAGCAUUUCGGGAAGUUGGGCCUAUUAUAGAGUUGAUAGGAAAUGCACGAGGAACUUUGAUGAAAGAAGGAUGUUUUCCACAGUUGUUACUUGUGGAUGGUUGUGGAGUUCAUCAUCCAUUUCGUUGUGGACUUGCCAGUCACUUGGGUGUUAAGCUUGACAUUCCAACUAUAGGCUGCGCAAAGAACUUCAUGUCUGUAGAUGGUAUAACACGAGAAAGAAUGAAUGAACUCUUUACAACCGCAGAAAAUAAAGAAAAUCAUAGUGAGAUAUCGCCAGUAGUGAAACCUAUUAUUGGACAAAGUGGUCUUUUGUGGGGUUAUGCUAUUACACCUAAUAGUCACGUUAAGAAACCUAUUUUUGUUUCACCAGGACAUCGUAUUGGUUAUGCUGAGGCAACCGCAUUAGUGCUUUCCAUGUGUAAGCACCGAGUGCCUGAACCCAUUCGUGCGGCGGAUUCGACCUCACGUGAGUGUAUUCGGUUAAUGACAGUACAGAGUAAUUCGUUGGAAAGUGAAAAUGUGAGGAAUUAA